Messenger RNA from Pseudogymnoascus verrucosus, 2749 nucleotides. RefSeq lists its product as uncharacterized. The record is from RefSeq and is a predicted model, not a curated record. NCBI's taxonomy places the organism in Eukaryota, Fungi, Ascomycota, Leotiomycetes, Thelebolales, Thelebolaceae. Bases 704 to 2749 code for a protein of 681 amino acids. The transcript has 8 exons.
GAAACCUGUUGGGGUCGCCGGUGUGAUCCCAAUGCCAGUGGCUCCAAAUAAUGCCCUCGAUCUCACCCGCCUCGAUCCCACCUUCCUCAAGGAUGGUUCUAACAUCUUUUUCGACGCUGCAUAUAGUUCCGCUUUCAGUGAGCCAGUUUGUAAUGGGCGGGGCGAGGUUGUGAAAGUCCUUUCGUACACCUAGGUCGAAGAGUACUUUACGGCCAGAAGAUGGGUGUUCAAUGAGGAACGAGUAAGCUGGGCACUCAAAUCGAGAGUGGCCCUUUAUAGCAUGGGAUACCAUGCCCUCCAUAUGGACAUCAAUGGAGGACGUGGAGUCAAUGAUGCGGACAUUGACAACUGAGGUAGAAUCUGGGACAGAAAAGUUUGACAACGGCAUGGUUGCUGCUUUGAAUGCUUGCGUAGGAAUUAAUUCUCUACAGUCUAGAGAUUGGGUUGAGACUUUGGCGAUUUCUUGAAUCCUAAUGUAAUAAAGAAGAAAGUGUUACAAACGAGUGAUUAUCCGACAAAUGAGUUGCUACAUAUAAUUUAUAUGCCAAUAUCUCAAAUGGGAUUUGGCAGUCGGCUUUCCUAAGCCGAGAUUGAGUAUCAGGCGUCACUAGAACUCGGGCCUGAUACUUGCUGCUUAGGAUAUAAAGCGAACCUCGCACUUCGAAUUGGGCAUAAGAAAUUGUUAUAAUAUAAGCAUAUUAUAAUGUCCAUUCGCACAGCCCUAGUCACAGGAUCAGCCAACGGCAUUGGCCGUGCCAUCGCGUUGCGCCUCGCAGAAGAUGGUUUUCAGGCGGCUAUCAAUGAUUUGGCCAGCCAAGAUGCUAGGCUCAAAGAGCUGCAACAUGAGAUUGAGCUGAAAGGCAAAAGAUGUAUUAUCCUCCCUGCUGAUGUCAGCAGCGAAGACGAGGUUGCAAAAAUGAUGCAAAAUACAGUCCAGAUGCUCGGUGGGCUUGAUUCUCCACAGACCCCCGCAUAUUCAGUUAGCAAGUGGGCUAUUCGUGGGCUCACGCAGGUUUCUGCAAUGGACCUAGCGCAGCACGGAAUUACCGUUAAUGCAUACUGCCCAGGAAUGGUCCGUACCGACAUGUGGGAAACAAUCGACAGCAACCUCUCUACUAAAAUGGGGAUCCCUAAGGGAAUGGCAUUUGAGAAGGCUGUAGAAAGCCGUAUUGCAUCCAAGCGGGCUCAGACUCCUGAAGACAUUUCUGGCUUAGUUAGUUUCCUAGCAGGUAAGGACUCGGACCAGAUCACAGGUCAGAGCUUAAUCGUGGAUGGGGGAAUGUUCUCGUGGUUGUCAAAUCCAGAGUGGAAAGAGUUCUACUCGAGUGCUACCGAAAUCCAAGAUUACCUUCACCAAUGCUGUGGGAAGGAGAAGCUGUACGAUGCAAUCAAGACUAGUCAUCGGGUUGACCACGCGGAAUGGAACGAUAGUGAGGGUGUGUGGUCACUUCGGAUUGUUGAUGAAAAGUCUGGGAAGCAGUUCCAUGAUUACUGCCACUUUCUACUUGACGGAAUGGGGAUUCUAAACAACUGGACAUGGCCAGACAUUCCCGGCUUGCACGACUUCAGCGGCCCACUCAUCCAUAGCGCCAACUGGCCGAAGGACUUCAACUAUGAUGGCCUCACAGUGGCAGUGAUCGGCAAUGGCGCUACUGGGGUGCAAAUUGUGCCAGCUAUACUACCAGAUGUCAAACACAUGGUGCAUGUUGUGCGAUCACCGUCAUGGAUUGCGCCUCCGGGGCUUGUAAACUUGUCUCAUUCAAAUGCUGCCUCAAUUUUGAGCAAGAUUGACAUAGACGAAAAUGGCAACUUCACUGCGACCCAAAUCAAAAAGUUCAAGGAAUCACCAGAGGAUUAUUCAAAGUUUGUAAAGGCUAUCGAGCUUGAAACUAACCAGAAUUUCUCUAAAUUUAUGAUAAAGGACAGCAAUUCUCAGGCUGUGACUAGAGGGAGAAUCGAGGAGUACAUGCGAAACAUGCUCAACAAUGAUGAGGUCCUCUGCAAAGCCUUUAUCCCAGACUUUCCCCUCGGCUGCCGUCGUCUUACUCCAGGCGUGGGCUACCUCGAAGCCCUUCAAGACCCUAAAUUUGACAUUGUUACCGACACCAUCAAGAGGGUCGUCCCGAACGGCAUCGUGACCUCGACUGGUAAACUACUCAAAGUUGAUGCCAUCAUCUGCGCCACCGGAUUUGACGUCUCAUUUCGACCCCGCUUUCCCAUCAUCGGCCGUAAUGGUAACUUGCAAGAUACCUGGUUUCGUGAGGUUCCCAAAGCAUACAUGUCAUGUGCUGUGACUAGCAUGCCAAACUACUUCAUCUUUCUCGGCCCUAACGCUCCCAUUGGCCAUGGCAGCUACUUCACUAUCACCGAGCAUAUUGCCAAGUAUAUCGCAGGCAUUAUUAUCAAAUGUCAGACGCAGGGUAUCAAAUCCAUAGCUCCGUCAGAGUCGGCGGCUAACGAUUACUUCGAACAUAUCCAGGAGUUUAUGCCGCGGAUAACCUGGUCGGGUAAUUGCCGAAGCUGGUUCAAGCAGGGUAAAAAGGAUGCCCCGGUGGUAGCCCUGCAUCCUGGAAGCCGGAUUCACUUUUUCGACAUGCUGAGGGACUUUAGGGGCGAGGACUGGGUCUUCACAUACCAGGCUUCAAACCGGGGAAAUCGGUUUCGCUAUCUAGGGAAUGGAAUAUCGGCUAGGGAGUUGGACGGCAGUGAUUGUACCUGGUAUCUUGACGAGCCGGACAAUCUAUCUUAA